UCGUAGCGUAGUUCAGCAGUAACAGUAGUAGCAGUAGUAGGGGUGCUUGCCAUCAGUUCGUUUGUUGUGUUGUGUUGUGGAGAUUAGGGCCCCGCCUCAACGUCGACGAGGUCAGCAAUUUUCUUUUUUUUGCGCUGCUUACGUGGAGCGUCGCCAGCCUGAGCAGCAUCUGGGAACGUGGCAACGUCGGGAUCUGCCGUCGCGGCAAUGUCGAUAAUGACGAUGUCAUCGCCUUCCAUUGGAGGGAUUAGCUCGAUGCUGAGGUUCGCCGAGAGAUCGGCUUCGGCUUCGGCUUCGGCUUCGGUGUGUGGCACACCGGUGUCGCAAGCUGUCGCACACUCGCCACCAUGGCUGCCGCUCGAUGGACGAAGACGACGAGGAAGGCGGAGAGAAGGUCCUCUCGGAGCAGGAGGGAAGAUAUGGCAGUCGUCUUCCACGUUCUCGACCACCAAGUUAUGGGGGGAAGGAGAAAAAAGAACGGCUAUGGCGGCGAUGGCGGCGAUGGCGUGGAGGAGGAGGGCGACGAGUCUGAGGAAGUCAUCUGCAGAUGAUGACUUCCUCAUCACGUCCUCCGCUAAUUAUUACUGGGCAAGCUCAAGGAAGAAGACGAUCAUGGUAAUGGCAGCCGCUACUAGUAGUAGCGGGAUGAUGGACGGUCGGGAUCGCUCUGCCGGGGUUGAUGAUACGGGGGCCAGACCUUCGGAAGGGGCGACGGUCGGGAUCCCUCUGUUCCCUGCUUUAGUGGAUCGCGCUCGGAAGGUGGCUCGGCUAAGGGAGUUGAUGACAACUGUGCCGGGCAUUCAUCAGGGUCCAGCUUGUCAUGAUGCAAUCAGUGCGAGAUUGGUGGAGAGGGCAGGAUUUGAUGUCGCCUUCAUGAGUGGGUUCUGUGUUGCUGCAUCGCGGCUAGGCCUGCCUGAUUGCGGGCUAAUUUCUUAUGGUGAGAUGGUGGAACAAGCAUUCCUGAUAGCAUCUGCAGUUUCGAUUCCCGUCAUUGCUGAUGGAGAUACUGGGUAUGGCAAUCCGUUGAACGUCAAAAGGACUGUUCGGGGCUACAUGCAGGCUGGAGUUGCAGGGAUUCUCAUUGAAGAUCAGGUUCUUCCAAAAGCGUGCGGACACACAAAGGCGAAAGGAGUGGUGUCGAGAGAGGAGGCGGUGAUGAGGGUUCGAGCCGCAGUGGAUGCGCGUGCAGAAUGUGAUGGCGACAUUGUCAUUUUUGCUCGCUCGGAUGCUCGCCAGGCUGUGUCGUUUGAAGAAGCGUUGUGGAGAGUUCAGGCUUUUGCCGACGAGGGGGCGGAUGUGGUCUUCAUUGAUGCCCUUGCUUCGGUGGAGGAGAUGCAGACCUUUUGCCGAGACGUCUGUCCAGGAGUACCGAAAAUGGCAAAUAUGUUAGAAGGUGGGGGAAAGACGCCGAUCCUUGGCUUGGAGGAGCUGGAGGCUAUGGGGUUCAAGAUUGUUGCGUAUCCGCUGUCCUUGCUGGCCGUCUCUGUGCGGGCCAUGGAGAACGCGCUGCAUACACUGAAGGAGGGGGAAAUGCCACCUCCGUCAUCUCUUCCAUCAUUUGAAGAAUUCAAGGAUAUUGUUGGGUUCAACAAAUACUAUGCAGAAGAGGAACGCUAUCGGACUAAGGGAUCUGUUGCGCAAGCGGCAGUGAGUGCUGCAGCAGAGGCAAGCGUGUCUGACGCCAGUAUCCUUUCUGACUUGUCAGACGCUUCGGUCAUGGAGGUGGAUGGGUUGGGAGGAGAAGCACGUGAGGCAGAGGAAGAAACUCCGGCAGCUGAAAAAGACGUGCGGGAAGGCAUGCCCGUAGAGAGUAAGGAGUCCGACACAGCGGUGGAGGUGGAGGUGGUAGAGGGAAUCGUGCUAGCGGAAGGGGAUGACGACGGUGACUCCAGGGGACGGCAACGGACUAAGAGACUGCCGAAAGGAGGGAGGGCAUUGAGACUGAAGAUCACUGGCCAGAAUGGUGCUGUGAAGCUAGAGACGCGAUUUCCGGCGGACUUCAUCGAUAAUGUUGCGAGCGUCAUUCCAGGAGUCGCGGGCGUGAAUCUGAAAAAAAUUCUGGAUGAAGCACCGAUUUACGGCAAUGAAGCGGAGCCAGGAAAGACUAUCGUAGACAUUCAAGACAAUGGGAAUCGCGUGCAGGUUUUCCUUGAGUAGCCAGGUCUGCUGAGAAGCUGAUCUUCUAUGGGCACCCUUGUG
Chara braunii is the source of this 2199-nucleotide messenger RNA. The record is from the annotation of a GenBank genome assembly. Lineage: Eukaryota; Viridiplantae; Streptophyta; Charophyceae; Charales; Characeae.